AUGGAAAAUACCGAUGUAUCUGUUCAAAAAGAAGAAUCAACACCAAUUGUUGAAUUAGCAAAAGAAGAUACACCAAAAAUCAAUGGUGAACAAGCAAUCACUGAAGAUACACCAAAAAAAAUCAAUGGUGAACAAACGAUCACUGAAGAAACAUCUUCGAAAUCAAUUGAAGAAGCAGCAUCAAUUGAAACAAAAGAAGGUGAAGUAAUACCACCAAGAAAAUCUACUGAACAAGAAAAUGUUACGGAUACAAAUAUGACUGUACCUCCGACAUGUGUUUCACCUGGUCGUGCAAAUGUACCAUUAAAAGAAGUAAAUGAAAGUGAAAAAGAAGAAUCAUCAGUAGUUAUUACAAAUGGUACUGAAAAUAAUAUUAGUAAAAAACGUGAACUUGAACAAGAGGAUGAACAACCAGAAGAAACUAGCAAUGAUAAUGAUGAAAAAACAAGUGAUCAAACAAAGAAACUUAAAAUAACUGAAGUAAAUGAUACGCCUAUUAUUGAAACAAAAGAAUCAGAAAAAAAUAUGAUUGUUAAUGGUAAUACUGCUGUCGAAGUUUGA
This is a messenger RNA of Adineta steineri, 561 nucleotides long. Lineage: Eukaryota; Metazoa; Rotifera; Eurotatoria; Adinetida; Adinetidae. The record is from the annotation of a GenBank genome assembly.